Molecule: messenger RNA, 1679 nt
Organism: Dendrobium catenatum
Lineage: Eukaryota; Viridiplantae; Streptophyta; Magnoliopsida; Asparagales; Orchidaceae
Product: probable protein phosphatase 2C 47
Exons: 4
Coding region: 170-1354 (394 amino acids)
Biological process (GO): protein dephosphorylation
Molecular function (GO): cation binding; protein serine/threonine phosphatase activity
Source: RefSeq, a predicted model, not a curated record
CUUCUUUGCUUGUUGAAUCUACCAAGUCGAUCAAAAACUGUGAAAAGAAAAAGGACGGCAAAAUAUACGAAAGUAGGAAAGUGAAAACCCAAGCAAACCCUAAUUUCUUCAGUCGCCCGGGAUUUUUGAGUUGUUGAGUGAAAGGUAAGGUGAUAUCACAGGCUUCAAGAUGGUGGCAGGAGCGGAUUUGAUCCACCAGAACAUACCAUUUUUGGAUGUUCAGUAUCUGUGUAUUUCCAAGAGCAUGGAUGAGAUCGGCGACUUGUCGGCCACUACGGUAGUGAUUCCGCCGGUAUCAUCGGCUGGCGCGGCCUCAGAGCUGGAUCUUAUAACCUUGGAUGCUGCUCCAGAUUUUUCAGAAGAAUCAGCACUUAUUCAAUUUAUUCCUAGCAUCCGAUCAGGAAGCUUUGCGGAUAUUGGACCACGCAGAUACAUGGAGGAUGAGCAUAUACGAAUUGAUGAUCUAUCAGGCUAUCUGGGCUCUUUGCUUAGUUGCCCUGCACCUAGUGCCUUCUACGGGGUUUUUGAUGGUCAUGGUGGCCCUGAUGCAGCAGCAUAUAUGAAAAGACAUGCAAUUAGGUUCUUUUUUGAAGAUGCUGAGUUUCCACGUGCAUCAAAAGCUGAUUCAAUCUUCCUAGAAUCUGUAGAGAACUCGGUUCGGAAGGCAUUCCUUCAAGCUGACCUUGCUUUGGCUGAUGACUGCACUGUUAGCACUUCUUCUGGAACCACUGCACUCACAGCAUUAGUUUUUGGAAGCAUCCUGUUGGUAGCCAAUGCUGGGGACUGCCGAGCUGUUUUAUGUCGAAAGGGUGAAGCUUUGGAGAUGUCACAGGACCAUAGGCCUAUCUAUGCGGUGGAGUGCAGAAGGGUUGAGGAAGCUGGAGGUUACAUAGAUGAUGGGUACCUCAAUGGAGUUCUCUCUUUGUCAAGGGCUCUAGGCGACUGGGACAUGAAACUUCCUAGGGGCUCUCCAUCACCUUUAAUUGCAGAGCCAGAAUUUAGGCAGGUCGUUUUGACUCAGGAUGAUGAGUUUCUAAUCAUUGGCUGCGAUGGUAUAUGGGAUGUAAUGUCAAGCCAGCAUGCAGUUAGUGUAGUGCGCCGAGGACUCCGUCGCCAUGAUGAUCCUGAGCGCUGUGCUCGGGAGCUUGUCAUGGAGGCUUUGAGGCUCAAUACUUUUGACAACCUGACAGUAAUUGUUGUUUGCUUUACUUAUGAGCAUCGUGAUUCUUCAUCAUUGCCAGAGCAGCUGCGAUCACAUCAGCUACCACCUCCACGGUUGAGAUACUGCAGCUUGUCAACAGAAGCCCUAUGCAAUCUGAGGAGCUGGCUAGACAAGAAUGAUGACAGGAGAUAGAAAUUAAUCUAGCAGCCUCAAGAAGAACUGGUGCAUAUAGAUUUCAAGAGAUGGAUAGCGCCUUGAUUAUGAUGAAAAUAAGAUCGAUUCUAUAUUUUUAUUCAUUUGAGCUGCCCCAGAACCAGUAAUCAGUAAUCCAUUUUGGUAGCUUCCGGCAGUUUGCAGCAAUGCGUUUGUUUAUGUUCUUUUAUAAUUAUUGUUAUUAGUGUUUGUAUAUAUCUUUGUGAAAUGAUUAGGAAGGCUUAUAAUUAAUGGCUGGUGUGUUAUUAUUCAGGAUUAUUAUUGACAUUGAACUACUGAUUUGAUUUGAUCCCUUAUUUGCAGA